This is a messenger RNA of Solanum tuberosum (potato), 1269 nucleotides long. RefSeq lists its product as uncharacterized. Bases 1 to 1269 code for a protein of 422 amino acids. Gene Ontology annotation, molecular function: zinc ion binding; nucleic acid binding. NCBI's taxonomy places the organism in Eukaryota, Viridiplantae, Streptophyta, Magnoliopsida, Solanales, Solanaceae. The transcript has a single exon. The record is from RefSeq and is a predicted model, not a curated record.
AUGGUAUCAAACAACCUACCUUUAAAUCCACCAUUCACUUUCACUGAUGAAAAUUACCAAAUCUGGUCUGUGAAGAGGCAACCUUUUCUGGAAGCCUAUGAACUUUGGGAAACUGUGACGGAAGAUAAAGCACUUGCUGCUCUACUAGCAAAUCCUACUUUGGCUCAAAUCAAAUCCAACAACGAAGAAAAGCCAAAGAAAUCCAAAGCCAAGUCGCUUAUGCAGAAUGCUGUGGCAGAUUCUGUGUUUUACAGAAUCAUGGCUUGCAAAACGGCAAAAGAGUCUUGGGAUAGGUUGAAAGAAGAAUAUCAAGGCAGUGAUAGAACACAUCAAAUGCAAGUGUUGAACCUGAAAAGAGAUUUCGAGUGCUUGAAUAUGCAGGACGAUGAAACAAUUAGUAAGUAUGCUGAUCGAAUAUCCUUAAUUGUUAAUAACAUUAGACUUCUUGGUGAAGAAUUUACAGACAAACGAAUUGUGGAGAAAGUUCUUGUGACUCUUCCUGAGAGGUUUGAAUCUAAGAUUUCCUCUCUUGAGGAAUCCAAGGACCUGGGCAAACUUUCAUUACGUGAACUAAUGAGUGCUCUUCAAGCACAAGAGCAAAGGAGGACUAUGAGACGGGACAAGUUCACUGAAGGAGCUUUCUCUUUACAAAAACAAAUAUUUGGUAAAGGAAAGCAACAUGUCAACCAAAAGAAUAAGGGAAAGCAUGAUGGGGGAAAUAAUAAUGGAGAUGUGAAGAAGAAGUUCCCUCCAUGCAAACAUUGUAAAAGAACUACACAUCUGGAGAAGUACUGUUGGUGGAGGGUUGAUGCUAUAUGUGGCAACUGUAAGCAGACGGGGCACAUAUCCAAGGUCUGCAAAUCAAGAGCAAAGGCCUCUAGUGCUUUGCAAGCACAAGUAGCAGAAGCUGCAAAUGCACAUGAGGAGCAACUCUUUGCAGUUUCAUACUUUUCAAUCAAUGAAUUCUUUGAUUCAUGGCUUCUUGAUAGUGGUUGCACACAUCACUUGUGCAAUGAUGCUGAAAUGUUCAAAUUCCUCGAUGAUACAUACAAAUCUAAAGUAAAAGUGGGAAAUGGUGAGGCAGUAGAAGCCAAAGUCAGAGGUACAAUGUCUAUCUCAACAAUAUCUAGUAUCAAAACUAUUCCUGAUGUUUUGUACACACUUGAUAUGAGUCAAAAUUUGUUGAGUGUUGGACAAAUGCUUGAAAAUAAUUAUUCUCUGCAUUUUAAGAAUCGUGAAUGUGUUGUUUUUGACCCUUCUGGAGUAUAA